GGGCCCUGCACUACAUAUUGCGUUUUCACUCAGCCAUGGCAGCCACGUGCUGGUGGCCUUUGAGUUUGCUUGCUGCCUGCUCAAUUGUGAACUGGUGGCUCCUACCUUUGGUGGCAGCGUGCCCCGACUGUCCUGAGAACGUGCAGCUUUUGCAGCAGAGCCUGCGGCUGAAAAAGGCACCAAUCUCCUCAACCUUGCCAUCUUUUUUGAAGCAUUGCACGGGAUGGGACUGUCUACAGCAAUAUGUCAGAAGUCGUGACGACGCCUUCACCUGGAGACAAGCCAACCACAGUCUUCAAGGGGGCGACUGGACGGGAACGGUGCUGGAGAUGACUAGCCAACGGUGGCUGCCCCAGCUGGUGUCACCAGACGUUUGGAACCACACCUUGGUUGUCAUUACGCCGCAGAACGUCUCCAAAGACCUCUGUUUGCUCUACAUCGCCUUGGGCUAUUUCGGCUCUCCAUUGGUGCCUUCGUCGCAUGUGGCCAGCUCCAACGAGGACGUCCAGGCGGCGGCCAAGAUGGCGCUAGCUGCCGGCACCCACGCGGCAGUGCUUUUCAACGUCCCUGCUGAGUACUUGACACCACCACAACUGGACUUUCCUCAUCCUUUGGUGGAGGAUCAAAUGCUCUCGGCCAGCUGGGCUUUAUUCCGGGACCGUGGCCUGUCACAGACACCCCUGGAGCUGCCGAUGACCAAGGCUGCUGUGAAGGCCAUGGAUGUGAUCGGCGAAUUUCUGGAUGUGCAUUCGUUUGUGCUGGUCGGCGCAAGCAAGCGUGGCAACCUGUGCUGGCACACAGCCACUGUGGACGCUAGAGUCCGCGGCAUUGUGCCCAUCGCACGAGCAAUCAAUCUGGGUGCAGUUUUGGCGCGCACGCAGAGACAACUGGGAGGCUUCCCCAUGGUUACUCAGGACUACGUGGAGAAGCACUUGCUGGCUGGCUAUUUGGAGACACCCUCUGGCGAGCCGCUUUUGCACAUUGAAGAUCCCUUUUUCUACCUGGAGCGCACCGCUGGUCUGCCAAAGUUUAUCAUCAACGCAGCCAGCGACGACUUCUUCAUCCCUGACAAUACCCGCGAGUGGUGGGACGCAGUGCCCGAGCCAAAGUGGAAACUUGGUUGGAAGUUCAAAGAGUGUUCCAUCUGA
Messenger RNA from Durusdinium trenchii, 1148 nucleotides. Lineage: Eukaryota; Dinophyceae; Suessiales; Symbiodiniaceae. The record is from the annotation of a GenBank genome assembly.